Molecule: messenger RNA, 1763 nt
Organism: Mugil cephalus (flathead mullet)
Lineage: Eukaryota; Metazoa; Chordata; Actinopteri; Mugiliformes; Mugilidae
Gene: coro1a
Product: coronin, actin binding protein, 1A
Exons: 11
Coding region: 134-1504 (456 amino acids)
Biological process (GO): actin filament organization; cell migration
Molecular function (GO): actin filament binding
Source: RefSeq, a predicted model, not a curated record
AAACUCUCACUUCCUCCAUGUCAUUUUGUGAUGUACUUUAACCUACCGUCUCCUCUAAGUUCUCAUUCUGGUAGCCGGGUGCUCUUCCGAAACUCCUUGAGCUGAAUCGCCCCCUCACGACUCCCAGUUCACCAUGUCCCGGAAGGUUGUGAGAUCCAGCAAGUUCCGUCACGUCUUUGGUCAGGCUGUGAAAGCUGACCAAUGCUAUGAUGACAUCCGAAUCUCCCAGAUGACCUGGGACAGCAACUUCUGCUCUGUUAACCCCAAGUUUGUGGCCAUGAUUGUGGACGCCAGUGGUGGAGGAGCCUUCAUGGUGCUGCCCCUGAACAAGACAGGCCGCAUCGAUAUGUCCUACCCCACUGUUUGUGGACACACUGGUCCAGUCCUGGACAUUGAGUUCUGUCCACACAAUGACAACAUCAUUGCCAGUGGCUCUGAGGACUGCAGUGUCAUGGUUUGGGAGAUUCCAGACGGUGGGCUGACCACAUCACUCACAGAUCCUGUUGUCAAGCUGGAAGGCCACUCCAAACGUGUUGGAAUCCUGAGCUGGCACCCCACUGCCCAUAACGUGCUGUUGAGUGCAGGCUGUGAUAACGUGGUGAUCCUCUGGAACGUGGCUUGCGGUGAAGCAGUAGUGAGGAUCGACAGCGUACACACCGACCUCAUCUACUGCGCCUGCUGGAACAGGGACGGGUCCAAGAUUCUCACCUCCUGCAAGGACAAGACCCUGCGGGUGUUUGACCCACGCAAGGGCACCGUCAUCUAUGAGAAGGAGAAGGCUCAUGAGGGUUCCAGACCAAUCAGGGCGGUGUUCAUGUCGGAUGGGAAGAUCCUCAGUACGGGCUUCAGUCGCAUGAGUGAGAGACAGGUGGCCCUGUGGGAUCCCAAAAACUUUGCAGAGCCACUGACGUUGCAGGAGCUUGACACCAGCAGCGGCGUCCUUCUGCCAUUUUAUGACCCAGACACUGGCAUCGUCUACCUCUGUGGCAAGGGCGACAGCAGUAUCCGUUACUUUGAGGUGACAGAUGAAGCUCCCUACGUCCACUACCUGUCCAUGUUCAGCAGCAAGGAGAGCCAGAAGGGGAUGGGAUACAUGCCCAAGAGGGGCCUGGAGAUCAACAAAUGUGAAAUCGCCAGAUUCUACAAACUCCACGAGAGGAAAUGUGAGCCCAUUGUCAUGACGGUGCCCCGCAAGUCGGAUCUGUUCCAGGAGGACUUGUACCCGAACACCAUUGGCCCUGAGCCCUCGGUUGAAGCCGAUGAGUGGUUUGGAGGAAAAGAUGCACAGCCUAAUCUGAUAUCCCUAAAGGACGGGUUUGUGGCAACCACCAAAGCAAAGGAGUUCAAGGUUCACAAGAGUCUCCUGAAAACCACGACUGCUUCGGCAGGGAAUCAACCUGAGAGCAGUGGGGAGGUUCAGUCCUUGAGGAAGGAGGUCAAGGAUCUGAAAGCGGCACUAGAGGAGCUGACCAAGCGUGUGAGUGAGCUGGAGAGCAAGCAUUAAACAAGAAGAGUUCGAUAAACAAGAAAAAAUAAAUCAAGAGCAGAAGUCAAGAGUAAAACAGCAGUGCAAAGAAAAACAAGAGGGAGAAGAGUGCUGUCAACGUUUGAUUGUAGUUGGACAAAGGGAGAGAUAAAGAGAGCAGACAUACAACUAUUCUUAUUGUGGCUUGAUUUGUUUAUUUGGUUUUCUGUGAUCAAUUAGAGCAAAUCCUAUUUUAAUAUAUGCUUUUAGUUUAAAAUAAAGUCUUCUGUAUUUUCAA